CGGCACGUCGCCUUGCGGCGUGUCAGCAACGACGAGCCGAGGUGGACAUCCUAGUGAUACCGUGAGAUAUGCUCGCGUAAUGCCCGUCGGGGUCGAUCUUGACGACUGUCGGACCUCGGUCGGAGUAUCGGGAAGAGAGAGACCGUCGAGUCGGACGGAGUGAAUCGGACAUCCAGCUGCCGGUCGAGCACCGCUAAACUACGUCAUCGGUACACGGCACUACGCGGCGCGGUGGGGUAGAGUCGAGAUAAGCGGUAGUGGUGGUGAUGUAAAACAUUCGUGAGUCGGCUGGUUGGCGGCAUCGGCAGGCCAGGGAGCGGUACGGGAGAGUUAGGUGCGACGCGGAGCAAGAGAGGAAACAGCGCGGCGGCGGUUUCGGCUUCUCGGCAUCGGCUUCGGAAAUGGCCGCGGGAAAGUAGAGAGCGGAGCGUUUCGUCGCUGGCUGGCAGGCUAGUUGGUCGGUUGGCCGGGUUGGUUGGUUGGUCGGUUGGUCGGUUGGUUGGUCGGUCGGUCGGUCGGUCGGUCGGUCGAUCGGUUGGUCGGUUGGUUGCUUGGUUGAAAUUUUUCGAGGACCGCGCGCUCGUUCAUCCGGCUCGUCGGGUGCGCACGCGAUCGAUUCACGACGUCAGACGAUUCCGGAGAGCAGCGCGAGAUGUGAGAAACAGAGAGAGAGAGAGAGAGGGAGAGAGAGAGAAAGAGAAGAGUGAGAGGGUGAGAGAGAGAGAGAGAGAGAGAGAACGACGUGUGUGUGUCACGACACGACGACGUGAAGACGACGUGAUAGAGACCGUACGACGACCUGGAUAUAAAGAGGAUACAUCUCUCUUGCGUGCUCUGAUAUCAGGAUGGCCGGCGACGACGGAACGGUGAUGAACAAUGAGAUCGUCGGUAUGGAGGGCGGAGAGGGGCACGGUGCUUCGGUGCGGGGGGAACUGCAUUCCAGAGUGGGCGGCAUUCUGGAAUGCGAUCCCCCCGGUAACAGGAAUUCGUCGAACGAGCGAGCCGCCACCGCCGCCGACGACGACGAGGACGGUGUCUGCCGAUAUGCGGUCGGCGCUGCUAACCGCGCUAUGUCUUUCUUCGAAAUUUGCCAGAUACGGCUUCAAUAUCUCUUCCCACAAUUGGCCCCACCCCUGCGGUACAAUAUCCACGAGGAUUCCAUCGAGUCGACUGCGGAGAGUCUGGCUAAUGAUGUGAUGCGGUAUUUGUUGAAGGAGGAUAUCUAUCUUAUAUCCCGGGACCCAAUAUCCCGCAGUAUGAGGCACAAUGUGUAUCAAAUGCUCAACAAACACAGCAUUCUCUUUGCAAGUAUGGUAAACCGUUUGAAUGUUGUCCCGGAUACUGCAUAUGAAGCAUUCAUGGGAGUCGCCAAUGAACUGUUUUUACACGGUGUUACCACAUGGGCUAAGAUUGUUUGCUUGUAUGCUUUUAUGGGCAGAUUGGCCUUAUGGGCUAGAGAUAAAAGAAUGCACACUCUUAAGAAAAAACUGCCAUUGUAUGUCUCAAGAUACGUUGGUGAGAAUGUGGCACACUUUAUCAAAGGCUAUGGAUGGGAGCAAUUGUGCAAAGAGUAUCCUGUGGCGGAUGAAGUUAGCGGAGCAAUUUGGAGAAGCUUGUUAAUGACCGGAGCCACUCUCGGUUUGAUUGCUACAAUCUUGUCGGUAACUUCCUGAUGGAAUCUCACAGAAUCGUGCGGUCUAAGUGUGUUUCGUCCAAGAAAUUUUCGCGUACUUAUGUUCUGUGAGAACACACUCGAAAGAAAUAUAAAGAAAUUCGUAUAACGUACGCACAAUGUUACAACACUUCACGUGGACGUCGGAACGGUUUGAUCCAAACGGCGUACUCGCCCAUGUCUCUAUCGGGG
This is a messenger RNA of Harpegnathos saltator (Jerdon's jumping ant), 1864 nucleotides long. RefSeq lists its product as uncharacterized. Bases 846 to 1673 code for a protein of 275 amino acids. The transcript has 3 exons. Gene Ontology annotation, cellular component: mitochondrial outer membrane. The record is from RefSeq and is a predicted model, not a curated record. NCBI's taxonomy places the organism in Eukaryota, Metazoa, Arthropoda, Insecta, Hymenoptera, Formicidae. Gene Ontology annotation, molecular function: BH domain binding. Gene Ontology annotation, biological process: extrinsic apoptotic signaling pathway in absence of ligand; intrinsic apoptotic signaling pathway in response to DNA damage; regulation of apoptotic process.